Messenger RNA from Sporothrix schenckii 1099-18, 219 nucleotides. RefSeq lists its product as uncharacterized. Lineage: Eukaryota; Fungi; Ascomycota; Sordariomycetes; Ophiostomatales; Ophiostomataceae. The record is from RefSeq and is a predicted model, not a curated record. The transcript has 2 exons. Bases 1 to 219 code for a protein of 72 amino acids.
AUGCACUGCGAGCUCUCAACGUUCUGCGACCAUGAGCUCAUCGCCGCACGGGGAAGACAAUGGGAGGAACCGUUCUAUCGACAGGACGCUUCCGAGACAAAAAGCUACGCAGAGGACGACAUGGUAUUCGACGACACAGCUGAGAAACGACCCGGACAACUCCACGUGGGACCCAACACUGUCAUUUUACGAAUGACAGGACCCGAAUGCGCCAAAUGA